UAACUUAGUAUUAUUUAUUGUAUUUAACAGACUUACUGUAAGCAAAUGUCAGCUAAGAUAUCAUCUCUGCCAGAUGCUGGGCAUCUUAUCACCUUAAAACUUGAAUUUUUAAGGAUUAUUUGUAGUCAUGAACAUUUUGUUACAUUAAACUUGCCUUUUGCAACACCAGUUAGUCCCUCACCAGCAACAUCUCCAUGUCCAAGUGUAGCAUCAUCAAUUUCACAAAGUUCAUUUGUAUCAACAAGUACUCUUACAGAAAAAGGGAAUUUUGCUGAACUUUCUGUGGAGUUUCGUCAGCAACAUUUUCUAGUUGGUCUUGUAUUGUCAGAUCUUGCAACAGUUUUAGAAAUUAAUAAUCCGGCUGUUCACGCAAAAGCUGUCAAUACUAUUCGUAAUUUGUUAACAUGUCAUGACUGGGAUCCAAGGUUUGCUGAACCAGAAUAUAAAGCAAGAGUAGCUGCUCUGUAUUUACCACUCAUUGGAAUUGUUAUAGAUACGCUCCCUCAAUUAUACGAUUGGCAAUCAGAAGCCAAAAGUAAGAUUUGAUUUUAAAAUUA
Messenger RNA from Centruroides sculpturatus (bark scorpion), 557 nucleotides. Its product is annotated as dedicator of cytokinesis protein 7-like. The coding region runs from base 46 to 546 and encodes 166 amino acids. Gene Ontology annotation, biological process: positive regulation of GTPase activity; small GTPase-mediated signal transduction. Gene Ontology annotation, molecular function: guanyl-nucleotide exchange factor activity. The record is from RefSeq and is a predicted model, not a curated record. The transcript has 2 exons. NCBI's taxonomy places the organism in Eukaryota, Metazoa, Arthropoda, Arachnida, Scorpiones, Buthidae.